AAAGACAGAUAUUGCUUCACAAUAGUCAGUGGCAGCCCGAGGUUUCCCAGCACAAAACAGAAGGUUCAGGUUAAAAUUCCUUUGUCUUGUAGAUAUUGGAAAAAAUGACAUUGGCUUGUCCAGAUGCGCCUUAAGCACCAGUGUUAUGAGAUAGGGAGUUAUAAAUAGGUAGUAAAAGUUUGAGGGUGAAGUAGUCUUUUUUUUUCUUUUACAACUUUUUUCUUCAAUAAUUUGUGUAAAAACAAAAAAGGGAGUUUAAAGGAUUCAGUGUAUUGAUUAAAGAUGCCAUCUAUUGACUCCAUGGAUAUCUGCAAUUCAAAUGAGCCUCGCUGGGCAUCGCUAGGAUAAGCUUCAGUCAUCCUAUCAGAUCUCUCUAAAACCAGUCGGAUUUUCUUCUUAGUGACAGAUAUCUUCCAGUUUUCAAUUUACUUGUGAAGCAGGACUUGGCAAUAAAUGCUAUGUGCAGUUUUUAUUUGUGUCAAUUUGACAGUGUCUGCUUUCACAAGCAUCAUUAAGGAUAAUUUGUUUGUGAAUGGUUUUUUCUAAGUGAGACCUAAAGUGUUUGCUACUCCAGUCAUAGUGACGUAAAAUAUGUAUAUAUAAAAACUGUGAAGGAUUUGUUCUGGAAUAGAAGAAAAUCUAUGAAAAUUUCAUUGUUGGUCGAUUGAUUUUUCUCUGCCAUUGCAUAUAAGGUUAUAGUCGUAUUACAUGAUAGAAAUUGGACACAAGUUAGCAGAGGAGUAACCAUAUUGAUUUUUCUUUCUUUUGUCUGGCUUUACUCUAAAGUUUGGAACAUUUUUGCCUGCUUCUGAACAUUUGAUUGAUUGAGAAAAUGUAGACACAAAGCAGCCAUUUGUCGCUGUGGUGCUCUAUUUGAAUGGUUCAUGAAUUGGUAAAAUAGAAUUAGUAUAUGCAGCAGCUUUUAGGCUGUGGUGAGGAUGAACAGCCUUCUGAAUACCAUUGCUGCAGUGGUGCUACUCAGCACCGUGGCUGUCAACGCACAAAAUGUUGCACCACAAAUCACUCUGGAGGUUCGAAAUCUGACCGUUGCAGAGGAACUUGUUGUCAGCUUCGUUUGUAAGGCCUCCGGAAGUCCACAGCCCACAUUCCACUGGCAGAAAGACUCCAAUAAACUGAACACUAGGAGGAACAGAUUCAAAGUUUUUGACAUGCCGUAUGGCAGCGUUUUGAGAAUCGAGAUUGUUAGAAACAAAGACAGUGGUAGUAACUUUACUUGUGUGGCUGAGAAUGGGGUCGGAAAACCAGCCAAAAGCACCGGGCAUUUAAAGGUUUACCGCAUCGACAGGGAUGGUGGAAAUGAAUUUCCACAAGGAUAUCCUAAAAUCAUUGUCAACCCUGAGCUAAAAUCUGUAGAGAAAGACAAGCCCACGAUAAUGCAAUGCCAGGCAGACGCUAACGGUCACAAGUUUAACAUUGAAUGGUUCAAAAAUGGUGUCCCGGUGGAUCUGGGAGACAGCAAGCGACUAACAACCACAAGAACAGGUUCUCUACAGAUUGCCAAAGCCUUAGAGUCAGAUUAUGGAAAGUAUGAAUGUGUGGCUUCCAAUGAGUAUGGAGUGGCCUAUUCGUAUGCUGCUAUGCUGUACGUCAGAGUACGGAGAGUCCCUCCCCAUUUUACCCUUCCACCAAAGCGAUUGGAGGUGAACCCAAAUGGCAGUGUCAAUCUGACCUGUGUGGCAGUAGGCUCUCCGAUGCCCCAUGUCAUGUGGCGAGACGGUGCCUCAGAACUUGGAAAGCCUGUCAUAGGGAAAAAUGUCCUUCAACUAAAGAAUGUCACAGAAAGCAAGAACUAUACAUGUGUAGCGUCAUCUGAGCUCGGAAACAUCGAGCAUGUUGGGGAAGUCAUUGUGAGAGCCAAGGGUGUUGAUUCCGCCCCAGGAACACCUCCCAGAUAUGUUACAGCCAAGGCUCUGAACCCCACUACAGUCAGUGUGUCAUGGCUACCUCCAGAGAAACCAAAUGGCAUCAUACAGGGAUACCGAGUGUUUUACACCCUGCAAGCAGAUUUACCCAUAAUUCUUUGGAACAACAAGGAAGUCCAAUCGAACAGCAAUGAAACCAUAAUUACAGGCCUGAAGCCAAACGAUACGUAUACAAUAUGUGUCUUGGCUUAUUCCAGCAAAGGGGAGGGUCCAGUGUCACAACUUAUCACCGUCAUCACCAACGAAGGAAUCAACUUCGAGGUUCCGUCCCAGCCUCGUAAUAUUUAUGCCACGGUAACUGGACCCAACACAAUAGACGUGUCCUGGGACCCGCCGAGUCAGACGAGAAAUGUGGUCAGUCAGUACUGGGUGUACUAUAACGAUACAUACUUAAAACAGGGAAACAAAGCUGUGGUCAAAGGUACCGAGACCAAGUAUCAACUACAGGACCUAACCCCGGACACCGUGUAUACCAUCAAGGUGUCUGCUCUGUCCGAAAAAGGGGAGGGGGCAGCCACUCGCAUCAUCCAGGCAAAGACCCAACCGUUUGUACCAAGCGCCGCUCCUCAAGCUGUUAGUGGAAUGCCCUUCAAAGAUUCCAGAAGUGUCAAAGUCACGUGGAAACCUCCCCCAAAAGAUCAGCAAAACGGGGAAAUUAAAGGCUAUAAGAUAUUUUACGUCAAAUAUGACCCCAGUCAGACUGAUCAGGAUGCCACGAGCGUCUCCGUGGACGCUGAGAAUCAGGAGUUAGUUUUGGGCAAGCUUGAGAUCUUUACUGAGUACAAGAUCUGGGUUCUGGCCUUCACCAGUGUCGGAGACGGUCCGAAUUCACAACCUAUCCGAGUGUGGACCAAUGAGGAUGUUCCAGAUGAGCCUACUAAAGUAUCAGCAGAGGCCAUCAACUCCACUGCCAUGUUUGUUGAAUGGCGACCCCCAGAAGGCAGAGGCAGCAAUGGUAUUAUCCGCGGGUAUUACGUCUACUACUACGAGACCAACAACCGCGAUGAGAUGGUCGGACAAGAGAUGGUAUACGAUACGCACGAUGGAAACCGGAAUGAGGCGGUCAUAACGAACUUGAAGGCUGAUACUCAGUACUCGGUGCAGGUAGCGGGGUACACGAGGAGGGGAGACGGCAAACGCAGCAAGAAAAGGAUGGUCAACACGAAGGGAGCAGUGCCCACACCACCACGGGACCUGAACGCAGUUUUGCUGGACGAGGAACGACCUCAGGUCCAUGUGACUUGGAAGAUCCCUAAGCAGGUUUAUGGAAAUCUGAUGGGAUACCAGGUGAUUUGGGGUCGUAAAGGAGAAUCCUAUCAGAUGCUCAAUCUUCCAGUCAUGAGACAAAGCUAUAUAUCGGAUGUUCUAGAUAAGGGGGCUACCUAUGAAUUCCGAGUGAAGGCUAAGAAUGAAGUUGGUCUUGGUGAGAGAGCAUCAGCCGUCAUUAUAACCCCUGAUGGAACCCCUGCUGGAGCCCCCCAGAAUUUCUCAGCAGAAAGCCUGACAGAGACCAGCGUUGUGUUGGAGUGGGACCUGCCUGCCAAGCACCUGCAGAAUGGAGAAAUUGUUAUGUACCAGCUACUAUACCAUAAACUGGCCGAUUCCAUCAAUACUGAAGAUCUGAACAUCACGGGAUUACUGUAUGAAGUGAAAGGACUAGAGAUGAACACAGAUUAUGUGUUCCAGAUCCGAGCAUUCACGAGUCGAGGAGCGGGCCCAUGGAGCCCUCGAUACCUUCACCAUACAUAUGGGAGAAUGCCAGACAAACCACAGAAUGUGGCACUUCGUCGUAAGAGUUCCCACAAGAUUGAGGUCACGUGGGAUGAACCAAAGAUGGCCGUGGCCGGUUACCGUGUCUUUUACAAUGACUACCAAACCAACAAAAUGGAGGAAUGGUCAAAGAUCGACAUUGGUCCAUACACCAUUGCAGAUAUUGACAUUCCAGAAGACAAGUCAACAUAUGUUGUUAGGGUGCAGGCUAAGUCUGUAGAUGGCAGAUUUGGGAACAUGUCUGAGUCGGUUGUAGAAGCUUUUCUCAAUCCAUAUGUGGAGAUUGACCAGGUGAGAAAUUUCCAGGUGACUCUGCGAACAGCUAAUGAUGUUCAUUUGAGUUGGGAUCCUCCUGAAAAGCUCACCACUGUCGUUUAUUACCUAUUGCAUUAUAUGGGAGUUCAGUCCAGAAGAGUGAAAGGUCAACUGGUUCGACCCAAAUUCCACAGACCAGAACCCCUGCAGAUUCAAGGAAAACAAAAAAGUUUCACUGUUAACAAUCUGUUACCAAAGACUCUCUACACAUUUAAUAUCUCCGCCAUUUUCCGUGACGGUCAAACUGGGCGACCUCAGAUGGUGAGGACAUACACCCGCUUGUUAGCUCCUAUUGAAGUUCCUAAGCCCGAAGUGAAAGGUUACAGAAAACACUCAGUAAUUCUCAAGUUUGACAGAGCUAGCGAGGAGAAUGGGGAUUUGAGCUAUUAUUACUUAGUUGUGGUGCCACAGAAGGUUGCAUUACAGAAGGGUCCACAAGACUUCAAAGAAGAAGAGUUAGGGUUGAAGUUGAAUGAAACCACUAAUACGUUUUACGCGGACCCGAUGCCAUCCAAUUUUCCUGCGAGAAAUGUGUACAUCGCAGCGAAGUUCAAAGCUGAUCAGCUUCCAGAUGAGUUUACUCUGGGUGAUGGUGUGGAGUAUGGAGGCUUCACUAACAGGCCACUAGAUGUCGACUUCACAUAUAGAGUCUUCUUGAGGGCUUACACUGUAGAGAAGACUUUGUACAAGUCCAGCGAUUAUUCUGUUUUGUUGCGCAUGCAUCCGACAAACCCCACAGUAUCAGGAGGGUCUGACAUAGGCACCCAUCCUGGUUCCAAAGGUGAUCAGAAAAGCGAGGACGAUCCUGUGAAAGAAGAUGUCGCAAGCUCUAAAAGUGUCAUGAUUAUAAUGAUUGUAGCUCCAGUGUGCGCUGGUGUAGCCUUCAUUAUCAUUAGCUGUAUUUUGCUGGUGUGGUACAUGAGGAGGAAGUCCAAUAGAAAGUCUAAAAAUCCGGAUCCCUACCCUGGUAAAGUGAUAGUGGAUGUUCCCUCCCAUCCGUGCGAUCCAGUAGAACUGCGGCGCCAACAUUACCAGACGCCAGGUAUGAUCAGUCACCCGCCGAUUCCUAUACACAUGCUACAGGAACACAUAGACAAUCUAAAGUCCAAUGACAACCUCAAGUUCUCACAAGAAUACGAAUCCAUUGAACCCGGACAACAGUUUACCUGGGAUCAGUCCAACUACGAGAUCAACAAACCCAAAAACCGCUACGCUAAUGUCAUCGCCUACGACCAUUCCCGGGUCAUUCUGCAGCCCGAGAACGGCAUUCCUGGUAGUGAUUACAUCAAUGCAAAUUACAUGGAUGGUUAUAGGAAACAGAAUGCCUACAUUGCUACUCAGGGUCCACUGCCGGAGACAUUUGGGGACUUUUGGAGGAUGGUCUGGGAACAGAGGACGGGAACUGUUGUCAUGAUGACUCGUCUAGAGGAAAGGUCAAGGAUUAAGUGUGACCAGUAUUGGCCACACAGAGGAGCAGAGACGUACGGUAUAAUGCAGGUUCUUCUGGUGGAUGUCACAGAGCUUUCUACGUACACCAUCAGGACCUUCCAUAUAUCCAGGUACGGUUAUCCAGAGAAGCGUGAAGUGAGACAGUUCCAGUUCACUGCCUGGCCUGACCACGGGGUUCCAGAUCACCCCACCCCUCUUCUAAUGUUCAUGAGGAGAGUUAAAGCCAGUAACCCACCUGAUGCAGGCCCAUUGAUUGUUCACUGCAGUGCCGGGGUAGGACGAACAGGUGCUUUUAUUGUCAUUGAUGCCAUGUUGGAACGCAUAAAACAUGAGAAGACCGUGGACAUUUAUGGUCAUGUGACCUGCUUACGAGCCCAGCGUAACUACAUGGUACAGACCGAGGACCAAUACAUUUUCAUUCAUGAUGCUCUCUUGGAGGCGGUAACGUGCGGAAAUACGGAGGUUCCUGCUCGCAAUCUGUCAGUUCACAUCCAGAAGCUGAUGCAGCCUGAGCCCGGAGAAACUGUCACCGGCAUGGAAUUAGAAUUUAAGAGAUUAGCAAAUAUGAAGGCCAGUCCCAAUCGAUUUGUUAGUGCAAAUCUUCCUGUGAACAAAUUCAAAAACAGACUUGUUAACAUUUUACCAUUUGAAUCCUCGAGAGUAGCAUUACAACCUAUCCGAGGGGUGGACGGCUCAGACUACAUCAAUGCAAGUUUCAUAGAUGGCUAUAAAUACCGCCAGGCCUAUGUAGCCACACAAGGGUGUUUAGCAGAGACUAGCGAGGACUUCUGGAGAAUGCUGUGGGAACACAACUCUACCAUUAUUGUCAUGCUCACAAAACUCAGAGAAAUGGGCAGAGAAAAGUGCCACCAGUACUGGCCCAGUGAGAGGUCGGCCCGGUACCAGUAUUUUGUUGUAGAUCCCAUGGCGGAAUACAACAUGCCUCAGUACAUUCUAAGGGAAUUCAAAGUCACAGAUGCAAGGGAUGGACAGUCCAGGACUAUUCGUCAGUUCCAGUUCACUGAUUGGCCAGAACAGGGCGUUCCAAAGUCUGGGGAUGGCUUCAUUGACUUCAUUGGUCAAGUCCACAAAACAAAGGAACAGUUUGGCCAAGAAGGACCAAUCACCGUUCACUGCAGUGCGGGAGUGGGCAGGACUGGAGUGUUUAUCACACUGAGUAUAGUGCUGGAGAGAAUGCGAUAUGAAGGAGUUGUUGACAUGUUUCAAACAGUUAAGAUGCUGAGAACGCAACGACCAGCCAUGGUGCAGACAGAGGACCAAUAUCAGUUUUGUUAUAGAGCUGCCUUCGAGUACCUGGGAUCAUUUGAUCACUAUGCAACGUAGAGACAACUUAAUCAUAGCGUUGUGAACAAUUUCAAGUGAGUCGGUGGUUCUGUGAAGGAAAAACCAGAACAGUUUGAAAGGUAGCCAGAUACAGGGGAUACUUGUCAGCUCUUUGUUUACAUGUGCAAUAACAUUUAGUUAGAUUUAUCCAGACUUUCUGUGAUGUCCUUGGUGUGCAAGUGGCCCGUACAGAAAGGUUGAGGAAAACAAUGUUGACAUCUGUGUUGCCAAAGAAAUAAACUGAUUUCUGGUCUGUUUCUCUACAAUAGAGAAGACGAGUCCAAACUGUGAUUUUUUUCAUUAUUAGCCAUGGUGCUUGUGCAUACGUGUUAUUGUUCUAGAGACUGCUUCCAUAGUAUCUUGUCGGAGAUAUAUGCAUUGUGUUGACACAUCAUUUUAGGACGGAGACCUUGAAUCCUUCGUGAAGUUAAAAAGAGUAGUGUUAAAAUACACAGCACAGACAACAUUUCAGUUCAUAUUGCCGUAUGUGUGUGAUAUUUUAUGUUGCAAAUUGUCAUGGCUUACAAAUUUUAUAUAUCUGCUCAAUGUCGCUGAGGAUUCCUAACGUUUGCAGAUGCGUUGUGGAAUUAAAGAAUAUUUCGCAUAUGUGGAAAUCCAUGACUGUGUACAAGCAACUAAGAUAUGGAAUUCAGAUGUACAAUGAUUGUAUUGUUAUUUUUCUUCUGUAACGUAGUGCUAUGUCAGAUAUUCAUGCAAGCACAAGUGAUCGUUGUGCAUUUAAACAAUGACAUUGUUCCUUAAGUACAAAGAGUAAACACCUGCAUGUAGAAACAAGCAAGUUGCUUCUUACUGAAAGAUGAUUUUGGACGUAUUUGUUUUCAUGUUUUGGAUAAACAAAAUUCACUUUUUAUAAACAGGACGUCCCUAUCUCUGUGUGUAUAGGCCUAAAGAAUAAGCAUCUCUCUGUGUGUAUAGGCAUAAUAACGGAAUUCAGUGGUUGUUCUGGUGUUUGUAAAAUGGUAGUUUUGUUGUGCUUCUAUGUGCUAUUCAAAAGAAUUAUCUCUCAACAAAUCUUCAGAUGUUUUGUCUAUAACUACAGCAAGAUGAAAGGAAAUUUUGUAUCGUUUCCUUUGUAUUGUCUACAAAAAUAAGGAGCUUCAAAGUAGAGAAAACUUAAUGUUGGACUGCUAACUAUAUAUAUAUACAUGUAUUAUAUAAGAUUGGUGAAGAAUUCCCACCUAAAGAUAGUAUUGAAUAUGUAUAGUAUUGUAUAGAUAUAUACUUAAUGAAUUUUCAUUUUUUACACAUGGCAUUAUAAUUAGACCAAGGAUCAUUUCAUCCAUCUUCGCGUAUACAUAAGUCAUUCAGCAUCUCAUAUUCAUAAUGUUGACAUUUUAAUGUUAAAAGUUGAGCUGUGAUGAAUUCUCUUUUGACAGAUAUUUUUCCUUUAAAUUUCAGGGACAUGGUAUUUUUGGUACGAAUCAAAUUAUUUCUACACUAAUAAAUUUCCCCCACGCUAAUAUGUAAUAUACACUGAAAUCUAUUGCCCCUAUUGUGUGUUGAUAAAUGAAAAUCUCCCAGAAGUCAUUGCAUCACUGUGAGCAAGAUUUCUUUUUCUCGUUUUCGAGUUCUUUUGAAAAACUGUAAGCUUAAUUUUAGUAGAGAAUUCAGCAUAGUUUUUGUUUGUUUAUUUGGGGUUUGCAUCAUGUGUUAGUGUUCAUGACAAUGCAGUAACAUUACACAUCAUAUCAAAAUAGAGCACGUCGAGACCUUGGAUGGCUUGCACUUCUAAAUAAUUAAAUUCAUUGAAAACUACAAAAAUUUAACAAAAUACAUAACAGGGGUUUACAGACAUAUCAAAUUGUCAAAUGUGUUUUUAUCAAAAUUACGGCUAUGAUCUGCAAGAAAUUUACAAACACCACUUUCAGAACCUUUCUGAGGUUACAGAAUUUUUUUAAAAUUCUGCAAAAAAUUCAAGAUCAUGACAUUCAAGGCCUCAUUCUGAGAUCAUCUAAGAGAUGUAUAUAUUGUGAGAGAAAGAGAGAAAAGGUCUGUUCAAUUUCACACAACGUUUAUGUAGAUACUUGAUGUCUCAGUGUGUGUAACAGCUAGUUAUCUUUCAUUAUAUUCGCUAAACCAAGAAGAGAAUCUCGUUCUAAAUCCACAUAUAUACAACACAUCACUAUUAGAAUAUAUACAAGUAUUCUUCAAUGUUCUACAACAGUCAUGUACCAAUGUUUUUCAUUUUUUGAUCUUUUUUUUUUUUCUCCCCUCACAUUAUAAAGUUGAUUGUAAAAUUAAUGUAAAUUAAACAGCUUUAUGACAAGAACUUUUUCCUUCUUGUAUUUCCUCUCGACCAUCUGUUGGUUCUAAGAUUUUCUGAUGGAGUGGUUCAGUCAUUGUUAAGUCUCUCUAUCCGGCCACAGUGACGUGCAUUGUUGUUCUUUACAAGCUGCUGAGAUGUUGUGUUAUAACUAGAUCUGAUGUCAGUCAUCAAUAAAAUCAUAUUACUGAAACUCUCCCACA
Molecule: messenger RNA, 9308 nt
Organism: Ostrea edulis (European flat oyster)
Lineage: Eukaryota; Metazoa; Mollusca; Bivalvia; Ostreida; Ostreidae
Product: tyrosine-protein phosphatase Lar-like
Exons: 37
Coding region: 939-6821 (1960 amino acids)
Biological process (GO): protein dephosphorylation
Molecular function (GO): protein tyrosine phosphatase activity; protein binding
Source: RefSeq, a predicted model, not a curated record